Molecule: messenger RNA, 1356 nt
Organism: Phytophthora infestans T30-4
Lineage: Eukaryota; Oomycota; Peronosporomycetes; Peronosporales; Peronosporaceae
Exons: 4
Coding region: 1-1356 (451 amino acids)
Source: RefSeq, a predicted model, not a curated record
AUGCUGGUGCUGGUAUACUGCUUGUCGACGUUUAACUUUCCUCGGGAUAAGCUCGAUAUCAACCACGAAGUCUUCCCGCCUGGAUGGUUCGAACAGCAAGCGAGCGUUGUAGCUGACCCCGCACAGACUGCAGUCAUUUACAAGAGCUUAAAGUCGCUGCGUAUCUCGUCUACGCUCGACUUCUUUGCUCGGAUGGGUGUCCACGCCACGCUAUUCCUACGUCUUCGGCAUCUGGUGAACCUCAUCCAGAGCCCGUGGAAGCAACGCGCGCGCGUGUAUCCAAGAAGACAUCGAUCUGCUGCUGUUUUGUUCGUGGUGUAUGCUCUUCUACUGGUCAUAUUUGUAGAAGAGAGCGUCCGUACGUCGAAUAUCGCGUGUGACCCACAUCCCGAAUGUGCUGUGCACGCUCGGCGGUGGACAAUUCUGGAGAGCGAAUCCUUGACGCAGUGUCCUUGCUUGAUGAUGAUCGACCGUGACAUCGCACCAAAAUCGUACGCCGAGUGGGAACAGCCCGAAAAUGUGACGGAUAAACUGGCUCAGCUCGCAACAAGAGGCGACCUUCAGACGGUGCAGAUAACGAACCGUUAUCUCCCAGUUCUGCCCAAUGAACUUCGACACUGCACUGAGUUGAGGCAUCUGUACGUGACUCUGGAGUACACGCACACACAGACAUUACCCAACUGGUUCAAGGAGUUCGCGGAACUGGAAUUUUUACACCUUGAGAGUAAAUUCACGAGCCCUUUUGUGGUUGUACCGGACGAUAUUUUCCACGACAUGUCGUCGUUGACAUUCAUUCACUUCGCGGGUUUUGUCCCGAUGAGGCGGCUCCCGUCUUUUCAAGGACUCACAAAUCUCAAGUCACUCACACUGGCAGUGUUCCUGCUGUUAGACCAGCUUCCAGCUUUCAACCAUCUUUACCGCCUUGAACGGUUACUUGUCACGUGUGUACCUGGUCUCGAUAGUCUUCCGGAUUUCGCUCCGAUCCAGGAGAACCUCAAGUCUCUGAUUCUAACCGAUCGAGGCACCUGGUGCUGUAAUGGCUUCUUGGGUGAGUGCGAUCUCCAGCACCCAAUGUGUCAAAUCCACCCUCUUUGGGGCACACCAGCGGCCUCGUGUUUAACGUCAAACCGUGACAAGGCUACUCCUGGCACUCUGGCACUUAUUCAAAAGUAUCCAGACAAUGUCUGCAAUGGUUUACUGUAUCCUGGUUCUCUAGAAGGUCCACCAACAUCAGCCACCAUGGAUCCGUGUAAUGGCACUCUAUACCGACAAUGCGUCGAUGCCAGCGGGGUCGAAUCGAUGUGCUACAAUGCGAGAUUCAUGGGUAUCGCGUGUUGGGGGUCCGUGCAACCCUGA